GGGAACUGCGUAGAACGAAUUGGCUGAGUGAAAAAUUACAAGUUUUACGAAAAGUUAGCUCUUUGAAAUCCUGAUCGGGUCAUCAAAGCAACGACGAAACGCUUACUUUUACAAUGUUGGACUUAGAAGUGGUUCCUGAACGCUCGCUGGGAUGUGAUAGCUGGGAGUUUAUCCUAGGUAUGCAUUUUUCCCAAGCCGUGGCAAUAAUACAAUCGCAAGUUGGUAUUAUUAAAGGCGUGCAAGUUCUCUAUUCCGAUACGUCUCCCCUAAGCGUAGACAUCAUAAUCAAUCUACCCCAGGAUGGGAUCCGUCUAAUUUUCGAUCCGGUUCAACAGCGUCUCAAAGCUAUUGAAGUGUUCAACAUGAAGUUGGUUAAGCUGAAGUACUAUGGACUUCCAUUUAACUCACCCGAAGUCGUGCCGUCGAUCGAAGAAAUCGAACACUCGUUUGGGGCGACCCAUCCAGGAGUGUACGAUGCUGCGAAGCAGCUGUUUGCUCUCCACUUCCGAGGACUGAGUUUCUACUUUCCGGUUGACAGUAAGCUGCAACCGGGUUACGCCCACGGAUUGGGAUCGCUGCAUUUCCCGAGUGGUGCAUCGCCAGUUGUAUCCAAAAUGGCACUGUACAGUGGCGGAAACAUUACCGACAGCCGCCCACCCCCGUUGCCUCUGUCCUGCUACAAUCAGCAGCUAUAUCUGGAGUCUGCUAUGGUAUUGCGCAAUUCGAGCGGAACACGUGGGCUGCGACUUCAACUGUACACGGAAGGAUCUCCUCGUGCUCUAGAGGCCAAAAAGCAGUGUCUAACACGAGAGAUUAUCUUCGGUGACAGUUGCCAGGACGUGGCAAGCAACUUGGGAGCACCCUCAAGAGUGUUUUUCAAAAGCGAAGAUAAGAUGAAAAUUCACUCACCUAGCGCACAUCGUCGGGUACAAUCCAAGCGUAGCGAUUUCUUCUUCAACUACUUCACGUUGGGCAUUGAUGUUUUGUUCGAUGCCAGAACUCAGCGGGCCAAAAAAAUCAUUUUGCACACCAACUAUCCAGGUCAUUAUAAUUUCAACAUGUACCACAGAUGCGAGUUCAACUUGCAGUUGGCACCGGACAAGGUCACUGAAGAUACUCCGCUGGAUGCACCGGUCAAUGUGAGUGCAUAUUCCAAAUGGGACACAAUUUCAUCGCGUCUCGCUCCGGCAGAGCGUCCGGUAGUUUUGCACCGAGCCGGUUCGACAAAUACUGCAAACGUGUUUGGUUCGACGUUCUGCUACGGUUAUCAAGAUAUCAUUUUUGAAGUCAUGCCCAACAACUAUAUUGCCUCGGUGACGCUCUAUCACCCAUCACCCUAUUCUAGCGAGAUUGGGUAUGGCAGCAGUGCUAGCAGCGUCAGCAACAGCACCAGAAAUCUGCUGCAGGACAGCACCAAGGGAAACAUUCGCGUCAGUGCAUGACCGGCCGUCGGUUUUAAUCAGCUGAUCCUCGACGGUCAGUAUUUAAGUUGUGUUAAUUAAAACAAAAACAGACGAAUCAUUGUGCAUGCAUACAACAGUGGCGUUGAUGAUGAUGACUUCGUUCAUGAUAGAUCAUCGUAGCGAGUAAGCUUCUUUAAUAACGUUAAAGUUUACGUUUUUGCUUCCAAUAUUCUUAUUUAAUAUUAAGCGGGAUUUCUUUAACAAUAUCGACCUACCGUAGUGGAUAUCGUUACACGCUAUUGAAGCUCAAUAGUUCGCUGAUCGAAACAAUCCAGUUAGACUACACUACAAAAUAUUUAAAAUAUUCAAAAGAAAAAGUAUUGCAAUUACUCUCCGUGAUGUGUAUGAAAUGCUUUUCAAUGUGACAGUAAUCAGCGAAAAAAAAUUAAAAUGUGAUUAAAAAAUUCUUUUAAAUGAAAAAGAAAACAAAAAUAUUCAAAGACUAUUAAAUAAACUUAGAUUAGGUCCUAAGCAAACGUGUUUGUUGAAUGCGAAAGAAAUUGCAAUACUGCGCAAUAGCAGAAUACCACAAAAUGCAAUUAUGCUUGAUUUCAAAUUCUUUUUUACUAGUUAGU
Sabethes cyaneus is the source of this 2038-nucleotide messenger RNA. RefSeq names its product PHAF1 protein CG7083. Bases 114 to 1442 code for a protein of 442 amino acids. Gene Ontology annotation, biological process: Golgi to plasma membrane protein transport. The record is from RefSeq and is a predicted model, not a curated record. The transcript has 5 exons. Gene Ontology annotation, cellular component: trans-Golgi network. NCBI's taxonomy places the organism in Eukaryota, Metazoa, Arthropoda, Insecta, Diptera, Culicidae.